AUGGCUUCGCAAUUGAAUUUAAUAUACAUAAAAUUAAAUUCAAAUAAAAAAAAAAAAGAAAGUCAAUGUCAUUCGGAAAUACGUUCGAGAUAUGAAUCGUAUCUUCGCUGGCCGGUAUAUAUGUACAUGGAAAGAAUGCAUAUGAACGAUAAACAAACGUAUACAUACAUACGACAUAAUGACGAUCAAUCAACCUUCGAUGUAGCAGUAACAUCAACAUUGUCGACGACAACGAAGCUUUCAAGGUUCGAUUAG
Messenger RNA from Adineta ricciae, 255 nucleotides. Lineage: Eukaryota; Metazoa; Rotifera; Eurotatoria; Adinetida; Adinetidae. The record is from the annotation of a GenBank genome assembly.